Diorhabda sublineata is the source of this 1683-nucleotide messenger RNA. Its product is annotated as protein TFG-like. The record is from RefSeq and is a predicted model, not a curated record. Gene Ontology annotation, molecular function: identical protein binding. Gene Ontology annotation, cellular component: endoplasmic reticulum exit site. Lineage: Eukaryota; Metazoa; Arthropoda; Insecta; Coleoptera; Chrysomelidae. The transcript is spliced from 6 exons. Bases 165 to 1148 code for a protein of 327 amino acids. Gene Ontology annotation, biological process: endoplasmic reticulum to Golgi vesicle-mediated transport; COPII vesicle coat assembly.
GAUUUGACAGCACCGGUAUUUUGACAGCUCAUAAAAAACUUUUGACGUUGCGGCUACAUUUUGUGUUUUUGUCCAUUUUUAAUCGUUUCACUCACCUCCCGUUAAUAAAUUGUUGACUUUUCAUACUAUUUUUGUAAAUUAAACCAUUUAAUGAAAUAUUUAAGAUGGAGAUCAAAAGUGAGUUGGAUUUAAGUGGUAAAUUAAUAAUUAAGGUACAACUAGGAGAUGAUAUUAGACGAAUCCCAAUCCACAACGAAUCUUUAACGUACGACGAAUUGGUUUUAAUGAUGCAAAGGGUUUUUAGGGGCAAAUUAUCCGCUAACGAUGACAUCACAAUCAAAUACAAAGAUGAAGACGGUGAUCUAAUAACAAUAUUUGAAAGUAAUGAUUUAUCAUUUGCAAUACAAUGCAGUCGUAUUUUAAAAUUACAAAUUUUACUUAAUUCUGAUAUGAAAAAUGACUCUGGGAAUGCUUUGUCAUCUAAUGAAGUAACUAAUCUCAAGAAGCAGCUCCGAAAUAUAAGAGAUCAAGUAAAUAACCUGCUUGAUACCAUUGAUAUACAGGAAAACAAAACUGUCAAUAGCGGGCAUCAAGAAGGAGGUGAGACAUCAAAUAUAGAUCUGAAUCAAUCCAGUUCAUCUUUAAACAAAGUUAACUCAAGUGAAUUUGAUCCACUUCAAGACAAAAAUCAGAAAAAUGGUACUGAAGAUGUUAAAGAUUCAAAACCAUCUACUCCACAAAUUAAUAAUGAAGGAUCUGGUAGUAGACCUCAGUCAGUAUCAAUGGCAACAACUCCAGGUCAGCAAUCUGUUGUAACAUCAGCAGCAAAUCCACAUGGAAUGAGCGAUUAUUUUGCAAGAUCAUCGAGCGCUACUAAUUUUCCAGGAAUGCAAUACAGCUCUUUACCCUAUCACCAACAAUACAACUUUCAAUCAACUGGACGCUAUGUUCCUCAAGUAAUGGAUAGCUCCCAGGUUCCAAGCUCUAAUGCUUAUUCAAAUCCACCACAAGGUAGCAUCUCAUAUCAACAACAACCACAAUAUGGUCAUCCUCCAGUUGUAUACCCUCCAUCAGCUCAAGGCAACCCCUACUCAAAGGGUUUCACUCAACCAUCCCCACAACACGGUUUCAUGCCUCCACGUCAAUAGGCAACCCACUUAUAUUAAGACUAUUUUAGACUAGUCUAUGGAGCGAACUUAAAUUCUGUUCAAUUAUCUGUUAUCAUUCUGUUUGAACUUUAUAAAUUAAUGUUGAGUCAUUGAUUUAAAAUUCAGAUAAUAAUCAAGAUUAACUACCGAAAAAGAUAAUAAGUAGGAUUGGAGAUAAAAACUAAUAUUAAUUUCAUUUACAAAGUACAUUAAUAUUAUGUGAAGAAUGAAUAUAGAUUUUAAGUAUGAAAGUAAAUAUUACAGUUUUGAAUAGCUUUCAACAGUUCAUCUGAAACAGGUAUAGACUGGUUUAUUGAUAAAUCAUGUUUUUCAUAUCCAUUAGCAUGAGAUAAUUGUAGUUCAUUGUUAUUUGAAAUUAAAGCCAAAAUCUUGCUCUAAUAAUGCCAACUCAUCUUUUUGUUUGUCAUACUAAGUAUUUCUCUAUUUACCUUUGUUAGACACAUCAUAAAUAGUUUCACAGAAUAAACACUGAGGUGAGCCACAGUAUAAUGGUUUGGUUAAUUUUGUCAGUAUU